This is a messenger RNA of Schizosaccharomyces osmophilus, 1077 nucleotides long. RefSeq names its product ER farnesyl pyrophosphate synthetase Erg20 (gene spo9). Lineage: Eukaryota; Fungi; Ascomycota; Schizosaccharomycetes; Schizosaccharomycetales; Schizosaccharomycetaceae. Gene Ontology annotation, cellular component: cytoplasm. Gene Ontology annotation, molecular function: dimethylallyltranstransferase activity; (2E,6E)-farnesyl diphosphate synthase activity. Gene Ontology annotation, biological process: trans, trans-farnesyl diphosphate biosynthetic process. The transcript is spliced from 4 exons. Bases 1 to 1077 code for a protein of 358 amino acids. The record is from RefSeq and is a predicted model, not a curated record.
AUGAAGCAUGAUGAGCCGCAAGAUACACUAAAGGAGAACAGUGAAAAGGCUGACAUAAAGCAGAAACUUAGGCUGUUUUUCCCCGUAGUCUUAGAGGGUUUAGAGCAAAUAUUGGAUGAACUGAAGUGUCUACAGUCUAUUAAAGAAAACUUGAUAUUGUCGUUGCAAAGGAAUACCCUUGGUGGUAAAAAUAAUCGUGGCCUAUGCGUUGUUGAAUCUUUAAAAAGUCUACUAAAUCGGGACUUGAGAGAAAACGAGUUUAGAGAGGCAGCCAUAUUGGGAUGGCUAAUUGAGAUUUUACAAGGAUGCUUUCUUAUGGCCGAUGAUAUAAUGGAUAACUCAACUAAACGUCGAGGACUUGACUGUUGGUACCGAGAGGUAGGCAUUGGCCGAGCCUUUAAUGACUCUCAAUUACUGGAAGCUUGCAUACCUUUAUUGCUUCGGAAGUUUUUCAAAAGUCAUCCACUUUAUUUAGAUCUGCUGGAACUUUUUCGAGAGGUAACCUUUUUAACUGAACUUGGAGAGCAAAAAGAUUUAUUAUCUUCGGCUGAAGCCCAGCGCGUUUUCUCAUUCGACCUUAAAAAUUAUGAUUUCAUUGUAACGUAUAAAACAGCAUUUUAUUCCUUCUAUCUGCCCGUGAAGUGUGCUUUAUUGCUGUCUGGUAAUUUUAAUGAACGCGCGGAUGCAACAACCAAAAGGCUAUCAAAGCUCCUUGGGUAUUACUUUCAAGCCCAGGAUGAUUACUUAGACUGCUUUGGCAAUUAUGCAUCCCUAGGCAAAGUUGGGAUGGACAUUGAAGAUAAUAAAUGUACGUGGUUGGUUUGCCAAGCUAAGAUGGCAGCUAGUGCUGAACAAUUGAUGUUUUUGGAGAAGCAUUAUGGAGGACGAAAUCAAGACAGCGUGUUCAAAGUUAAACAGUUAUACCGAGAGCUUGGUAUUCCAAAUAUGUACCAAAACUUUGUAGAAGCCACGGUUGAGAAAAUCAUGACCGAAAUCAACGAUAUUGACGAAGAUACUGGCAUUAAGAAAAUUAUUUUCUACAAGUUUUUCAAAUUAAUUCAUAAACGAUCUCGGUGA